AGAGCAAAAAGAAAAGAAAAGGUAGUGGAAGAAAACUCCAGAAGAGGACUCUCUAUCCCUCUCCCGCCACUUGUGAGUCUGUAACCACCAUAACCACCAGCUCUCUCUCUCUCUCUCUCUCUUGAUUAAGACCUUGUUCGAGAGGUCUCUUUCACUGAAGUGGGGUUUUUGGUCGCCAUUUCUGGAAAAACCUGUUUCAUGGGCCGAGGCGAGAUGGGGAUGACCAGCGAUGACGUCGUAUUGAUCGAAAAGGGGAAGAAAGCCGACGAGCCAUACGUAAUCACGGUGAAUUGUCCUGACAAGACUGGCUUGAGCUGUGACAUUUGCCAUGCUAUUCUCGAAUUCGACCUCUAUAUGACUAGAGGAGAUGUUUCCACUGAUGGCAUAUGGUGCUACAUAAUAUUAUGGGUGAUUCCUCAUUCCAGAUCACAUGUUGUGAGGUGGGGCAAUUUGAAAGAGCGCCUUUUAUCCAUUUGCCCUCCCCUGGUACCAUCAUUCCACUUGUACCAGCCAUUGCCACGCAGUUCCUCUUCUCCCAUUUACUUGCUGAAGUUUUGUAGCCUUGACCGGAAGGGAUUGCUAAAUGAUGUUACUCGUGUUCUUGAUGAGCUCAAUCAUACAAUUCAGAGAGUGAAAGUGUCUACAACUCCAGAUGGAUGUGUUGUUGACCUCUUCUUCAUAACAGAUAACUUGGGGCUCUUACAUACAAAAGAGAGGCAAGACGUAUUAUGUGAGCGGUUGUACACUGUUCUUGGUGAAUCUUGUAUUAGUUGUGAACUUCAGUUAGCAGGGUCUCAGUAUGAUAACCUUCAGUGUGUUUCUUCUCUGUCUCCACUUGUUGCUGAAGAAUUGUUCAGAUUCACACUAUCCGACAAUGAAUCUCGUUCACAGGCUCUGAGCUUGGAUAUCAAGGAGUUGAAAAAGGCUAGCAUAAAUACUGACAAUUCUCUGAGCCCUGCUCACACUUUACUUCAGAUUAACUGUGUAGAUCACAAAGGCCUUCUUUAUGAUAUCAUGCGGACAUUGAAAGAUUACAGCAUCCAGGUAGCAUAUGGCCGUUUUUUGCCUGUAAAUAAAAGUCACCGGGAACUAGACCUAUUUAUUCAGCAUAAAGAUGGGAAAAAGAUAGUGGAUCCAGAAAAGCAAGAGGCGAUCAGCUCUCGGUUAAAGCUGGAAAUGCUUCACCCGCUGCGUGUUCUUAUCACAAAUCGAGGGCCAGACGUCGAGCUUUUGGUUGCUAAUCCAACAGAAUUAUCUGGAAGGGGAAGGCCAAGAGUUUUCUAUGAUGUUACUUCUGCCCUAAAGAGUCUUGGAAUCUGCGUGUUUUUGGCGGAAAUUGGAAGGCAUUCAGCUGCAGAACGUGAAUGGGAGGUAUAUAGAUUCCUUCUAGACGAAAACUGCAGCUUUCAGUUGUCAAGUACACAGGUAAGAAAUCAAAUUGUCGACAAGGUUAGGAGGACGCUGAUGGGCUGGUGAGCUUCUUUCUAUAAUUACAUCAUCUUGACAUUUCGAAUGUUGCAAGAGAAGAAGAAAAAAAGUCUUUUGGGUGUGUAUUCUAUUAGAUUAGGCAAACUUCCCCCCCUUCCUGUGCGUGUACAGUUCUUCUCGGCUUUCGUUUUAUUAUACAUGUAGAAAUAACUUGAUCAGUGAGUGUAUUUUUCAAUAAAUGUCUCUUCUAUUAAUCAGGAGAAGAUAUUGAUUUCUUGCUUCAAA
Molecule: messenger RNA, 1713 nt
Organism: Salvia miltiorrhiza (redroot sage)
Lineage: Eukaryota; Viridiplantae; Streptophyta; Magnoliopsida; Lamiales; Lamiaceae
Product: ACT domain-containing protein ACR9
Exons: 6
Coding region: 199-1476 (425 amino acids)
Source: RefSeq, a predicted model, not a curated record